Thermochaetoides thermophila DSM 1495 is the source of this 1059-nucleotide messenger RNA. Its product is annotated as putative methionine protein. Gene Ontology annotation, molecular function: metalloaminopeptidase activity. The record is from RefSeq and is a predicted model, not a curated record. Gene Ontology annotation, biological process: proteolysis. The transcript is spliced from 3 exons. Bases 1 to 1059 code for a protein of 352 amino acids. NCBI's taxonomy places the organism in Eukaryota, Fungi, Ascomycota, Sordariomycetes, Sordariales, Chaetomiaceae.
AUGCACAAGCAAGAAAAUAGUAUUUUGAACCACCUCUUCCCUCCAAAGGCUGUAUCUAAACCUGAUCCAGAGACCGGCUACUUCAAUCCGUGGCCGAACUUCAAGUAUACCGGCACGCUGCGACCGGUCUACCCGCUCUCCCCGAGACGUCCCGUGCCCGACCACAUCCCCCGUCCUGAUUACGCCGAGGAUGGUAUCCCUAAGGCCGGCAGAUCGCUUGUCCGGUCAAACAAGAUCGAGAUCCUCGACGCCAAGUCGAUAGAAGGCAUGCGGAAGGUGUGCCGGUUGGCCAGAGAAGUUCUGGACAUUGCGGCUGCCGCCCUGCGUCCCGGUAUUACGACCGACGAGAUCGAUGAGAUUGUACAUAACGCUUGCAUCGAGCGCAAUGCGUAUCCUUCCCCUCUGAACUACAACGGCUUCCCCAAGUCAGUAUGUACAUCAGUCAACGAGGUCAUUUGCCAUGGAAUUCCUGACAAGCGCGUCCUCCUGGACGGCGACAUCGUCAACCUUGACGUCACUCUCUACCAUGAGGGUUUCCAUGGUGACUUGAACGAGACAUACUACGUGGGCGACCGGGCCAAGGCCGAUCCCGACUCUGUCCGUGUCGUGGAGACGGCGCGCGAGUGCCUGGAGAAAGCCAUCCAGCUGGUUAAGCCAGGGACUCUGUUCCGCGAGUUUGGCAACGUCAUCGAGGAGCACGCAAAGUCCCGUGGCUGCAGUGUUAUCCGUACGUACGUUGGACAUGGCAUCAAUCGCAUUUUCCAUUGUCCGCCAAAUAUCCCUCACUACGCCAAAAACAAGGCUGUUGGCGAGUGCAAGCCUGGCAUGACAUUCACCAUUGAGCCUAUGAUUGCUUUGGGCAAGUACAGAGAUGUCACCUGGCCCGAUAACUGGACUGCGGUGACGAUUGACGGCAAGCGUACUGCUCAGUUUGAGCACACUCUCCUGGUGACUGAGACUGGUGUUGAGGUGCUGACUGCCCGAACACCGAACUCUCCCGGCGGGCCCGUUCCUAUGCCCCCCGCGGGUGACUCUGCGGCUUCGGAUGGAAAGAACUAG